This is a messenger RNA of Scaptodrosophila lebanonensis, 1467 nucleotides long. Its product is annotated as TBC1 domain family member 20. Gene Ontology annotation, biological process: endoplasmic reticulum to Golgi vesicle-mediated transport; positive regulation of GTPase activity. Gene Ontology annotation, molecular function: GTPase activator activity. The coding region runs from base 38 to 1195 and encodes 385 amino acids. Gene Ontology annotation, cellular component: endoplasmic reticulum membrane. The transcript has 5 exons. NCBI's taxonomy places the organism in Eukaryota, Metazoa, Arthropoda, Insecta, Diptera, Drosophilidae. The record is from RefSeq and is a predicted model, not a curated record.
UGUCAUAGAUUUCGUUUUACUCAGCUAAGAUUAAGCCAUGAGCGCUGCUGAAGUGAUAAAAAUCAAUAAGCCUGAAGAUCUGAGCUUCGAAAAAUGUCCUGAAAGUGCCGAGGAAACCGAAAAACGGUUGGAAAUAGAAAAAUUUAUAAAACAAGACAAGAGUCAAGGCAGAUUAAUCGAGCUUCGAAAGCUUGCUAUAUCUGAAUUCGGCCUAGUCAAUGAUGAACUACGACAAAUUUUGUGGCCGCAGCUAGCAGGAAUAGAUUCUGAAUCACUAGAACGUGUCCCCAACCUUCAUGAAUUACAAGCACACCCUGAGUAUCACCAAGUUGUGCUGGACGUUAAUCGAUCGUUGAAACGCUUUCCUCCGGGAAUUCCUUACGAUCAACGCAUAGCCUUACAAGAUCAACUCACGGUACUCAUACUGCGAGUCAUUAAAAAGUAUCCAAACUUGCGCUACUAUCAAGGCUAUCACGAUGUUGCAGUUACAUUUUUAUUAGUUGUUGGCGAAGAAGUUGCCUAUGCAAUUAUGGAGCAGCUUUCGACCACUCACUUUUCCGAAUGCAUGCAAGAAACAAUGGAGGCGACACAAAGGCGCUUAAUGUUCAUUUGGCCUGUUGUUAAUUUUGAAAAUUCAGAACUAUUUCAGUUUUUGCGUAGUUCUUCAGUGGGAACACUGUUUGCAUUGCCGUGGUACUUGACUUGGUUUGGACACAGUUUAAAUUCAUACAAAGCUGUUGUACGUCUGUAUGACUACUUUUUAGCUUCACCUGUGUAUUCACCAAUUUUUGUGACUGCAUCAAUAUUAUUGCAUCGCGCGGAAGAAAUACUAAAAGAAGACUGUGAUAUGGCAUCCGUGCACUGCCUUUUAUCAAAGCUUCCAGAAGAUUUGCCAUUUGAGGAUCUGCUGAAAACAUCUAGUAAACUAUAUGAGAGAUACAGCUUGACAGUAAUAGAGAAGGAAGUGGAAAAACUCAUUUGGCAAGAAAAAAAACAACGUCAAUUGGAAGAUCAGCUGAUUUUGGACCGUCGUAAAAAAGUGGUACGAUCUACAUCCUCUAAUAAGGGCUCUGCAUUGAGACAUUGGUUGCCGCGUUUCUUUACACCAAGGUCAAUGAUUGUGACAACUGCUUUAUCCAUUGUAGUUGGCAUAUGCGCUUUUUACUACAAAAAUCAGUAUCCGGGCAUCAGCUGAGUAAUUGAGAAUCUUAAUCCUACACUAUGUUUUGCGCACCGUUGUUCCAUCCAAACAAAAUGGAGCUUAAUGGUUGGCUUUUCCUUUUAUUAAUAACAUUGUAUUUAGCAAUAUUAUAAGUCCGUAAAAUUGUUAAAUACAUAAUUAGUGGAAUUUUUAACAUGCUAAGUAUAAGCGACCCGAUCAGAAUGCUAGUCGUGUUUAUGGUUUUGUAUUUUUGUGUGUAUUAAUAUGCAUGGAUAAAAAGAAUAAAAAAAGGCGUAAUUGAUCCA